Eupeodes corollae is the source of this 1066-nucleotide messenger RNA. Its product is annotated as spore coat protein SP85-like. NCBI's taxonomy places the organism in Eukaryota, Metazoa, Arthropoda, Insecta, Diptera, Syrphidae. The transcript is spliced from 2 exons. Bases 135 to 905 code for a protein of 256 amino acids. Gene Ontology annotation, cellular component: extracellular region. The record is from RefSeq and is a predicted model, not a curated record. Gene Ontology annotation, molecular function: chitin binding.
GAUGGCACUUGAGAUUAGAGAUAAUAAUUUUGCUAUAACAGUUUAAUUUAGAUAACAAUCAAUAAUAUAAAACGAACUGGCUUAUAGUUUCUUUUGGUAGUCCUUUCUUACGGUACUAAAGUUAAAUACACAUUAUGAUUAGUCUGACGGCGAUAGGAAUUUUCUUGGCUUUACUAUUGCAACUUGGUGCUUCGGUAGAGGAUUGUGAAGACAAUUCAAUUGGAAAAACUUUACAAGAUCCUGAAGAUUGUACUGGAUAUUUUUUGUGUCACUCUGGACAUAAGCUUCAGCAAUAUUGUGCCCCGGGAUAUAAAUAUCAAAAAGAAAUUGAAGCGUGCGUUGUUGGAAAGUGCCCACCAUGCAAUUGUGAUAAGACUCCAACAGAGCCUCCCACAGAGCCUCCAACAGAUCCUCCAACUGAGCCCCCAACUGUGCCUCCAACUGAGCCCCCAACUGAGCCACCAACAGAACCUCCAACAGAGCCUCCAACUGAGCCUCCAACAUCAGGAACUCCAACAGAGCCACCAACAGAGCCCCCAACAGGGCUUCCAACAGAGCCUCCAACAGGACUUCCAACAGAGCCUCCAACAGGGCCUCCAACAGGUAAUCCAACUGAGCCUCCAAAUGAGCCUCCAACAGAGCCUCCAACUGAGCCACCAACAGAGACCCCGUCAGAACCUCCAACCCAACCUCCAACAGAGCCCCCAUCAAAACCAUCAACAGUAAGUUGUGAAAACAUUCGUGAUGGAUCGUUCUUCGCUGAUUCCGUGCAUUGCCGUGACUAUUAUGUCUGUCGUAAUGGGGAACCAGUUCUGCUUCACUGCGAAAAAGGCAUGUGGUUUGAUGACAUCAACUUUGUUUGCAACUUCCCUCCCUUAGUCGAUUGUCCUGCAAAUAUUGACUAAAACAACCGAAGUGAACUUUAAAUUUAAACUUUUAGUUUAAAAUAAAUUGUUAAUGAUUUAAUUGAAUAAUUGUGGCACUGAAAUGCUUUCGUUUUAUCUUUACUUAAGCUAAACAAGGAAAACAAUAAUAUUAAUAAUGUAAUAAAAAUAUAAGGAAUGAA